Molecule: messenger RNA, 3443 nt
Organism: Austrofundulus limnaeus
Lineage: Eukaryota; Metazoa; Chordata; Actinopteri; Cyprinodontiformes; Rivulidae
Gene: vgll4a
Product: vestigial-like family member 4a
Exons: 6
Coding region: 271-1035 (254 amino acids)
Biological process (GO): negative regulation of DNA-templated transcription
Molecular function (GO): transcription coactivator binding
Source: RefSeq, a predicted model, not a curated record
GUAAAACAUACUUUUAGCUCGUUUUUCUAUGGGAGUGUUUAGUAAGCGGUAGAUUAGUCUGGUCUGACCGCUAGGGCUGCUGCUCGACUCGAUUAGUCUUUUGUUUCAAGGCUUUCCUGUGCGAUGAGAAACUACAGUACUGACGAACUCAUCUGACUAUAUCGUUAAUGUAAACCAACUAAAUAUAUUCCUGGUCGUCGUCUUCAGUGGGGUAGCAUGCUAACUUCCAUGUUAGCAACUAGCCUGUAGCUGUAAAGGCUAAGCACUAGCAUGGACCUGUUGAACUCUCAGUUCCUGGACAAGAUGAACAAUAACAUUGGGAGACUACACUAUGACGAUGAGUCCAGGAUCUCGUCCCCGCUGACCGCUGUGUCCACCGUAACUGGGCCUCCUUCACACUGUCCAAACAAACGCAAGUUUGGGGAAGAACAGAUGGAGGACAGAAUCAACUGUGAUGAUGACCACAUGACUAAAAUGAGCAGAUUGUUUGCCACUCAGCUGGCCCGUCCCUCUGCUGGAGACAACCGCAAUGAUCACUGGAGCCUCAGCCACAGUCCUGUGGAGCGUAUCAUUUCUUCUCCUGUUAGUAUCCAUGGGAACCACCCGUAUGCACCUGUUUCUGACUACGACAUGAGUCAGCCUCUGGCUUUGACUAAAAGCACCAGUGACUUCGGAGGGAGCAGAACAGCGAGGUCUGUUGUGAGCAGCACCGCAGAGCGGCAGCAGAAUCGUCCCUCCGUCAUCACCUGCGCCCCUGCGAGCAACAGGAACUGUAACCUGUCUCACUGCCACAUGAACGGCUGCGCUCCCGCCCCACCUGCGGAUCAGAGAAAGACCAACGCCAACACCGUGUGUGACCCUGUGAUCGAGGAGCACUUCCGCCGCAGCCUCGGGAAGAACUACAAAGAGGCCGAGUCCAAUUCGGUGUCCAUAACCGGUUCUGUGGAUGACCACUUCGCCAAGGCGCUGGGCGACACCUGGCGUCAGAUCCAAGCCAGGGGUGGGGGGCGUCAGACUCCAGAGGCUGACUCAUAAGAAGUCAGGGGAGAGCAGUCGUGUUCAGUUUUAGAGUGUGUCCUCACGGGCCAAGAAUCACCUUCCUCCAGCCAAGCACAAUGUAAGACCAAUGGUGCUGACAUAUGGUGCUCACCUGGGCGGGCCUUAAGUUCGCUCAGCUCCCAUUUGUAGCCUAAAAUAUGCAAAUCCCUGUCACCACAGGAGAAAACUUAAAAGUAUCACGUGGUAGUUGUCAGGAUGAGCCUCCAUCUUUCCUCUUCCCUAAAAACAGCCAAAGACAUUUCCUGCGUUUUUCCACCAACAUGGAAGAGAUGAUCUUAUUUUCUCUCUGAAACUAAACUGCUUUUCAAUCAGUAGUACUUGAAACACGACAGCCAGGUUUGAUUUACGUUAUUACUUCCCCCCCUGAGAUAGCAGGUUACCUGUUUCAGGUGGAAGUAAUGUGUGACGAGUUAGGCUCCGCCCCUCCUGCUUUCUGAAGACGCAUCAUUUUAAUGAUGGUGAACAUUGCAAGGUGAGUCAAAAGUCUCAGGACACUUUUUUUAAUUUCAGAAACAAAAAGAAAAUGACAUCUGAAUACCCAGCAUGUAAUGAGUAAGAGGGUUUAUCCACACAUUUUCAACGCAUGGCCCACAGGCCAAGUCUGACCCUUGUUAGCAUGUCAUUCGGCCCCAAAGACAAUACUUAAUAGUUUUAUGUAUAGUUUUAUUUUUACCUGAUUUGCUGGAUUGUGAUCAAAUGUAUCUUUAAGAUAAAAUACAUGAAAAAGUUGUUGAUGGAGAGUAAGGCACAGGAAAUAAAUGUUAAUGAUGAGUCUUUCUAAAUUUAAUAAUUUAUUUUAUUCAUUAUUCGUUAGUUAAUUUAUUUACCAUUUCUUCAGUAAAUGAUGACAGCAAUUGGAUAAAUUUUUAAAUUUUGGUCACCUUGUGUAACUGAGUUUAACAACUCUGUUUCAGUUCAUUUCCAGAACAUGGCCGCCAUAUUGGAUCAAGGGAAAGUUUUCCCAAAUAUAGCCCCCCUCACCCAUUACUUGCUAUAGUCAUCAGGUAUGACAUUUUCUCUUCAUGUUGAUGACAUAACAGGGUGUCCUGAUGCUUCUGACUCAGCCUGUACUCUCCUGUUAAAAAGGUUUUUAAUUUGCUUCGACAUCCAGCUAAUUCUCACUAAUACCAACUGUAGACGUCGUCUCCAACUAGAAAACACCUUUCCAAUAACUGGUUUCUAUUACAAACCUUAUUCUGUUCUAUAUAUUUACUCAGAAUUUAUUUUUUAUGUGUAACAUUUUAGAAAUACUCACUGCUGGUACAGUUAUACUCGAUAUAUAUAUAUAUUUUUUGUACCUGGUUUUCAUGAAUAUAUGUAGGUAUAUAUGUUAGCAUCCCUCUGCAAGUUGCAGCCUCUGGUUAGGUUGUGUUUAAUAAACUAUUAUUUUUGUUAAUCUGCUGAGCUUCACAUGACUUAAUACGGUUAAAUCUCUUCGUCUGUAGUCUGGUUUACUAGCAGUGGCUUUAUUUAUUCGCUGUGUGUUGGUAUUUUUUUGGAGGUGGGGGACAGUUUGCUGUGAAAACAAAAGUUUGACGUGUUUCUCUUCUAACGGAGAGGGUUUCUCCGAUGUCAAAAAAAAAAAAAAAAUACACUUAAAAGAAAACUGAAAUGUACGUGAAACAUAAAAAGCGUUUGUUUGCAAGUUUAACAUUCCUACCACUGCUCCCUGGUUUUUACGAUUCACUUCACACGUGCUUAACAAGAGCUGUUACAAUUAUUUUUAUUUAACGUUACGCUGUUGCUAAAACUUUAAUGGGGGAGGACUUUUUUAUGCUUUUUUUUUUUUUGCAAAGCAUCACUCAUCUGGCAACACAGUGAUAUGUUUUCUUUUAUUUUUUUGUUAAACAAGUUUAUUAAAACACAUUUGUAUUAAUGUUCUACGUUUAAGUUGUUACACUUUUUAUUCUGUUUUGUUUUAUUGACACGUCUGAGACCAUCAUUGCGCCGUGCGGAAUGAUCGUAGUUCUGUUGAUUUUUGUUAGAUUAGUGCGCUCGCGUAGAACGGCACUGCGCAGUUGUUUUUGUAGUAGCUGACUAAUAUUCCUAGUUGAUGAGCGGAGGCACACACCCGUGUGUGGAUCAAAGACUUGGUGCAGAUCAGAACGCUUCCUGCGUCAGUUUUAACGCUUCUGCAGAAGUUUGGGGUUAUUCAUCUGGGAUCUGCUUGUUUGACACAAGUAAAGUUUUCACUGAUGUGUUUCGGCAGUUGUUAUUUAAUUUUUUAUAUUUACCUGUAACUCAAAGACGGUUUGCAGAAAAAAAAACUCUUUAUGAAUCGUUAUAGAAAGUUAUAAAACGUUUGUCUACUUAUGUUAUUUCUUUGGAAGAAAAUACAUUUUUUGUACUUGAAUCUCUUUCAAAAUAAAAUUUAUAAGAACUAU